Molecule: messenger RNA, 495 nt
Organism: Thlaspi arvense
Lineage: Eukaryota; Viridiplantae; Streptophyta; Magnoliopsida; Brassicales; Brassicaceae
Source: the annotation of a GenBank genome assembly
UUUAUGCAAAGAUCUGCUCCGAAAGAGGAGAAGAAGAAGACUGUCGAAGAGCCUAAUGGGGAUUUUCACUCCCCCGGAAUUGCAAAGAAGUGUGUGGUCAUAACAGACUGGGCUCCUGAGCCAGGAGCAUUGUUAGGACGCAUGUCGUUUCAGUCUUUCAAUCCUUCUAUCGAGAAAUUGAACGAAGAGGCGUUAAACGUUCGGAAACCAGAUGAUUCUCCCACAAGCUCUAACAGUAAUGGUGGAAGAAUGUCUUUUAGAGAACCGAAGGUUGAGAUAAGCCGGGAAACAAAUGGCGACUUGAAAAGGAAACAGUCUGAGGAAGUCUCUGAGGAGCAAAACCGUCCAAACAAGUCUCCAAGGAAACUUCAGAGCAGUGACAACCCAUCGCCGAGCAGUAGUAAAGGCGAUGCUUUCAAGAAACCGAAGAGCAGGAAGGCAGCAUGGAGCGUUUUGAAGCCACCAAAACCUCAAACCAAAAAGGGUUUAAAUUAG